Molecule: messenger RNA, 900 nt
Organism: Leptosia nina
Lineage: Eukaryota; Metazoa; Arthropoda; Insecta; Lepidoptera; Pieridae
Source: the annotation of a GenBank genome assembly
AUGGCUCAAAGUAAGCUUAACGAUAUGGCUGGAAAGUUUGCGAAAGGUGGUCCACCAGGUCUUGGUAUUGGAUUGAAGCUGGUAGCAGUUGUCGGUGCGGCGGCCUAUGGCGUCUCCCAAUCUUUAUUCACUGUUGAAGGUGGUCAUCGCGCUAUUAUGUUCAAUAGAAUCGGCGGUAUUCAAAAUGAUGUUAUGGCCGAGGGCUUGCAUUUCCGUAUGCCGUGGUUUCAAUAUCCUAUUAUUUAUGACAUCAGAUCGCGUCCAAGAAAGAUUUCUUCUCCUACUGGAUCUAAAGAUCUACAAAUGGUCAAUAUUUCUCUCAGAGUCUUAUCUCGCCCUGAUUCUAACAGCCUUCCUAUAAUGUACCGACAACUGGGAAUUGACUAUGAUGAAAAAGUAUUACCAUCUAUUUGCAAUGAGGUUUUAAAGUCAGUGGUUGCCAAAUUCAAUGCAUCCCAACUUAUUACACAACGUCAACAAGUUUCUUUACUUAUUAGACGAGAGCUUGUGGAAAGGGCAGCAGAUUUCAACAUUAUCUUAGAUGAUGUGUCGUUGACUGAAUUAAGCUUUGGUAAAGAAUACACUGCGGCAGUUGAGGCUAAACAAGUAGCACAACAGGAAGCCCAAAGAGCUGCUUUUGUAGUAGAAAGAGCUAAGCAAGAACGACAACAAAAGAUAGUGCAAGCUGAGGGAGAAGCAGAAGCAGCAGAGAUGUUGGGUAAAGCUAUGGGUAUGAAUCCAGGUUACUUAAAGUUGCGUAAGAUUAGAGCAGCACAGAGCAUUUCUAGAAUGAUAGCACAGUCUCAAAACAGGGUAUUCCUACCGGGUAACAGCCUAAUGAUUAACCUUCAAGAUCCUUCCUUCGAUGACCUCUCUGAAAAACUAACAAAGAAGAAGUAA